Messenger RNA from Trachymyrmex septentrionalis, 2000 nucleotides. It is a transcript of the gene NUCB1, whose product is annotated as nucleobindin-2. The transcript is spliced from 12 exons. The coding region runs from base 21 to 1976 and encodes 651 amino acids. Gene Ontology annotation, molecular function: calcium ion binding. The record is from RefSeq and is a predicted model, not a curated record. Lineage: Eukaryota; Metazoa; Arthropoda; Insecta; Hymenoptera; Formicidae. Gene Ontology annotation, cellular component: endoplasmic reticulum-Golgi intermediate compartment; extracellular exosome.
UGGGAGUUUGGUGGAGUUAGAUGGUCGGGCUGGUCCGAAUCUGUGUGUCCGACGUGCCUCGCUUAUCUUACUCGGUCAGUCUUCAGUGUCUUCAAUCAGUUUCAAUUACGGAUAUUUGGCGAUUUGCUGGCUACGAUCUGUCAUCUGAGUAUUCGGUGUCACGACGCCCUUUAGCGGAAAGCUCCGAUUGCUCCGAAUUGAUCACCAUACUCUCGCUAAACUUUCACCGUAGAUUUCUUCCAGAAAAAAUGCGGUACCUGCUACUAUUUUUAGUAGGUUUGAUAAUACAAACAUCGGUCGCGCCGCCUGUUGAAAAAAAAAACGAGGAUCACAAAGAUAAGGAGAAUGAGAUCGACGAUUCAGACGAUUUGGGAGAUCCGGAAUAUCAAAUGGAAUAUCACCGAUACUUAAAGGAAGUGAUCCAGGCUUUGGAAAGGGAUCCAGAAUUCCGUGCAAAAUUAGAAAACGCUAAGGAAGAAGAUAUACGUACGGGCAAGAUUGCGCAUGAGCUGCAAUUUGUAGACCAUAAGGUCAGAACGAAGCUGGACGAACUGAAACGAGAAGAAUUGGAGAGGCUGCGACAUCUCGCUACCAAAGAGUAUAAUCGUAAAAAUGAUUUGGAUAUAGAACAUUUAAAGAUAGCGGAGCAUUUGGAUCACUCUAACGCGCAUACGUUCGAAAUAGAUGAUCUGAAGAAAUUGAUCGCUAAGACCACGAAAGACUUAGCUGAAGCCGAUAAACGAAGACGACAGCAAUUUAAGGAAUAUGAGAUGCAGAAGAAAUUCGAGGAAGAACAAAAGAUGAAGGGUAAUACCGGUAUGAAGGAAGAAGAGAGAAAAAAAUAUGAGGAAGAAUUAGAAGCGAUGAAGAAGAAGCACAAGGAUCACAAACCUUUGCAUCAUCCCGGUAGUAAGCAACAACUGGAAGAAGUAUGGGAAAAGCAAGAUCAUAUGGAAGAUCAAGAAUUUGAUCCCAAGACAUUCUUUCAUCUUCAUGAUUUGGAUGGAAAUGGUUACUGGGAUCAAGACGAGGUGAAGGCUUUGUUCUUGAAGGAAUUGGAUAAACUUUACACAGAAGGCGCACCUGAAGAUGACAUCUACGAGAGACGGGAAGAAAUGGAAAGAAUGAGAGAGCAUGUGUUUAAUGAAGCUGAUUUUGAUCGCGACGGUGUCAUAAGUUACCAAGAAUUUUUAGUACAAACGAUGAAACCAGAUUUCCAGCAAGAUGAAGGAUGGCAGGGAUUGGAUGAGCAGCAAAUUUAUUCUCAACAAGAGUAUGAAGCUUUCCAGAAGCAUAGACAGGAAGAAAUUCAGAAAAUGGUUGCUAAAGGAAUGUUACCACCACCCCCUGACACUGUACAGCUACCCGUUCAACAUGAACAGUUUCCGUCACAAUAUCAGCAACAAUACAACUAUCAACAAUAUUCGCAACAGGUGCAUCCUUCACAACAACAGUAUUCAGGACAGGUACCACCGCAGCAACCAAUAGUCGGCCAUGUGCCACAAUAUCAGGGCCAAUUGCCGCAGCAACAACCCUAUCAACCUCAAGUCCCACCACUUCAGCAACAUUAUCCUGGCCAAAUUCCGCAACAGCAACAAUAUCAGGGACAACAGUCACAGUACCAAAUGCCAGUACCGCAACAGCCGCAGUUCCAGGCUCAACAGCCUCAGCAAGCGCAGCAGCAAUUCCAAAAUCAACCUCAGCAGGUUCAACAACAGCCCCAAGGCCAGCCUCAACAGAUUCAACAACAGAUUCAGGGUCAGCCUCAACAGGUUCAACAACAAACCCAAGGCCAGCCUCAGCAGACUCAACAGCAAACACAACAGCAACAAAUGCAGAAUCAAAUGCCACAGAAUACUCAGGGUAACGUUCCGAGUAAUCGAAGUGCUGCACAAAUCAACCACAAUCUUCCACAGCAACAAGAUUCGAAACCCGUUAAGCAACAAAUCAACCAGAACAGUAUACCGAACAUGUAGACAGUGUAGGUAAUGCGAUACAAA